AACCCCCCCAAAGAAACCAACCAAACAAAACCUUAAAAUAUGUUCCAAACAUUGAAAAACGAUUUCCAAAUUUGUGAAGAAAUUGGCCGUGGUAAAUUUGGCACCGUUUACCGUUGUGAAUCUCCGGUGACCGGAGAAUCCUUCGCCGUCAAAACCAUUAACAAGAAUCUCCUCGAAGAUUCCAUCGACCGUGAAUGUCUCAUUAAAGAGCCUAAGCUCCUCCAAAUCGUGUCUGGUCAUAACAACAUUGUUCAUCUACAUAAGAUUUACGAGGACGAUAACUUUCUCCAUAUGGUAAUGGAUUAUUGUCCCAACAGCGAUUUAUACGACCUUGUUUCUGCUGGAUCAUUACGUGAGCCACAAGCUGCUAAGAUUCUGAAACAAGUUGCAUCAGCUGUUCAUUACUGUCAUCACAUGGGCGUUGCUCAUCGUGAUUUGAAGCCGGAUAACAUACUGUUCGACCGUAAUGGUAGUGUGAAGUUAACUGAUUUCGGAUCGGCUGAAUGGUUCGUGGGAUGUGAAGGAAGCGUGAUGAAUGGGGUUGUUGGCACACCGUACUACGUUGCACCUGAAGUGCUGUUAGGUAAAGAGUAUAAUGAGAAAGUGGAUGUGUGGAGUAUGGGAGUUAUUCUGUAUAUUAUGCUCUCUGGGGUUCCACCUUUCUACGGUGAGACUCCGACGGAGACAUUUCAAGCUGUUAUUCGAGGAAAUUUGAGGUUUCCUACGAAGUUAUUUAGGUCUGUUUCGAGUGAAGCGAAGGAUCUGUUGAGGAAGAUGAUUUGUAAGGAUGUUUUUAAAAGAUAUUCGGCUGAACAAGUACUCAGACACCCAUGGGUGAUUAAUGGAGGAGAGACAAGUUCAAUGGCUGAUCUAAACUGAACAAGAUUACUGGUUUUGCUCUACGUUGCUCAGACUAUCCAAAAUUGUUUCUGUACCGGUGUUAGAUUCUCCAAAAUGCACUACUUUGACAACAUUUUUGAAGCGUCCGAGUAACAUAGGUUUUGCUAACGGUCCUAUAAAUACCAGCAGUACUAAUCUGAGAAGCUUUUGCUGUAUAUACACUAGACUAUGUCACCAGCACCAGUAUGUUUGAAGAUUUGAAUGGUUACUAUGAAAAAGGAAGAAAAUGAAGAAAUUUCAACUUUGUCGUGUCACCCGUGUCAGAUCCUUCAAAAAUGUACCUCCUUUGAAGAAUCCGGCAUGCACCUUAAUACAUUUUUGAAGUGUCCGAGGAACGUAAUAAUAACUAUACUCAAGGGUCUACAACAAGGGGGUUCCCUCUUUUAACAUUUUUCUCCUUUUGAGUUCUUGAAUGUUGAGUUGUGGAGAAGAAUCUUAUGAGGAUAAUGAAUCUCCUACUACUAUGUAUUAUGAGGAAAGGAAAAAAAAAAAAAAAAAGAGUUUUCCAACUAUGUAUAAUUAGAUAAUUUUCCCACUUUUUAUGUGUUUUUGGAAUAUGAAAGGUUGAGGAAGAGAAGGAAGGAUUUAGGUGUGUUAAUCCUUCAAGUUUUGUUUAGAGAAGCAAUAUGUAUUUAUGUACUAAUAAAGUUUGCUUCUUUUCGUAGUA
Molecule: messenger RNA, 1567 nt
Organism: Capsicum annuum
Lineage: Eukaryota; Viridiplantae; Streptophyta; Magnoliopsida; Solanales; Solanaceae
Product: phosphoenolpyruvate carboxylase kinase 1
Exons: 2
Coding region: 40-879 (279 amino acids)
Biological process (GO): peptidyl-serine phosphorylation; protein autophosphorylation; intracellular signal transduction
Cellular component (GO): nucleus; cytoplasm
Molecular function (GO): ATP binding; calmodulin binding; calcium-dependent protein serine/threonine kinase activity
Source: RefSeq, a predicted model, not a curated record